CGAUGAACUGUCUUAUUAAAAAUGUGAAAGACGAGCGCUAAGCGUGAGCAAUAGCAAUAGCGUAAGUGAGAGUUGAUUCCAAAAAUACACAACGAUUGUAAAUACAACAACGCCAACGCCAUUUUCACAGCAGACGAAAGUGAAAAGCUGGGAAAACAGAAUAGAGAAAAAGCAGUGCAUUAUUUUUCACCCAAAUCUGUGUCACAAUUGAGGUUUCCUUUAACAAGCGUGUGUGUGUGUUUGUGUGCGUGUUUUGAUAUUAUAACGUUAUUAGCAAGAUGUCGGAAAAAUUUCUAACUAAACAACAAUACCCACAACAACAACAACAGCAGUCGCAGCAAGGCAGCAUUGGCAUCUUGAAUAAUAAAAUGAACGUCAUACCAAAUUACACCUUGAGCGGAAUGAGCAACUUUGAUGCCGAAUCUCUGCCAGAUUAUUCAGAAUUUGAUUCCGAAUCGGUAACUUUGGACUAUUACAAGGAAAGUGUUCUGCGCCCCGAACCGGACAAAAUGGCGCCGACUACGACAAUUGAAACGAUUACAAUCACAAGGCCGCUCAAGGUGAUUGCAUUUAUUUGUGGUGUCAUCGUUGUAGUACUGAUGAUUAUGGCACUGGCCUCCACAGACUGGCUGAUGGCUGCCGACUGGCGUCAGGGUCUAUUUGUGCACUGUAUUGAAGAGGAGUCGACGCAGCCACUGCCAUUCAAUAUACAGGACCCACCCGGCUGCUAUUGGACCCGCGAUAUUGGGUACAUCAAGGCGACCGCAGCGCUUUGCAUUAUCACAUUGAUAACGGACGUCAUUGCCACAGUUCUAACUGGACUGGGCUUGAGGACGCAGAAUCACAAUCUCAAAUAUAAAUUUUAUCGAAUAGCAGUUCUAGUAAUGCUUGUCUCAUUAUUGGCCGUGCUAUCCGCUCUAAUUGUAUAUCCAGUGUGUUUUGCAGGCGAACUCACAAUCGCGAAUCGACGCGUUUGGGAGUUUGGUUGGGCUUAUGGAGUGGGCUGGGGCGCAGCCAUUUUCUUGUUUGGCGCCGUUGUCCUUUUACUCUGUGACAAAGAAUCUGAGGAGAUCUACUAUAAGGAAAGGAAAAUUGUACAUGAAAACCAAAUGCGCGCCUAGGCAAGGCCGCACGACCUGCCUGACGUCGUUCUUUAGACAUAAGCAUCUAGCAACCAAUACACAAAGACACACACAGACACUCACAGACGUGUAUAAAUAUUGAUUUGACUCAGACUCAAGAAUAAUUAACUAAAUCAAAACAAUAAUUCUCAGCAAACAAAUUUGUUACAAUUCCGAUUACGUAUAUCAUACCCAUGUUAAACCAAAACGACAACAAAAACAAAAAUCUGUAAAGCGACUUCCUUAUCCCCAUAGUUCUGGAUAUUAGUUUCGAUACAAUAUGUUUUGUUUAUGUUAUUUGUAUUAAGUUGAAAGGUAAUCUCCCAAAAACAGCUAUACAUACGAACACUUGCGCCUCUCAUUGCAUCCCAUAUAUAAUCGAAUAUAAUCUUGAAAUCGUGUCCAACCUAUUACCUACCUACCUACCUAUAUAAAUACAUAUUUAGGAAAACAUGCAUAAUCGCAACUUUUGUCAGCCAAUUGUUAGUCAGUUCCUUGGCAUAAUUGUGACAAAUGCAAAUCAAAAUUGUACUUUACGUACUUGUAAACAUAUAUACGAGGACAAAUAUUCAGAUACAUACAAGUCGUAUAGCUAGAAAAUUAGCAUAGAAAUUCAUAGCUGUUUACCCAUGUAAUCGUACCAGAUAUGUGUGUAUAUAACCUAACUAUACUCCAACAUUCAACACCCUACCCCAAACCAAAACGAAAUUUCGACGAUAUUAAAAAGAAAACACACACACACAUUUUUGUUUGCUAAAACUUUAAUAAUAUUGAUAUGACCACAUAAUUUCGUUACUAGGUCGAUAACAGUCAUAUAUAUAUAUUUCGAGAACCCUCAAAUGAGCAGCUUAAAAUUACCGGUUCCGCUAUACAAUAUCAUAUUUUAAAUUUCUUCUUGAUCUGUACCAAAAUGAGUUGGUCAACUUUAAUUUAUUUUGUGUUGUGUGUCAGCUCUACUCUUAUACCUAAUGUACUCGAAAUAAUAUGUAUUUUAGCUACACACCUUUUGUAUAAUACUUAAACCGUCCCGUCUACCAUUCAGUUCACAUUUAAUAAUAUUAAGUUAAUCGCAAUAUUUUGAGCUCUCUCUUAAGUUGGCAGCUUGUAUUUUUUUAAGUACAAUUGUAACAGCAGUUUAAUUUAUUAUUACAUUUUAUUUUAAUAUUGUACAUUUGCCUUGAGUUUAAUGCUUUCUACUUGGAUACAUAUCACAGUUUAUUAAAAUAAAUAAACACGUUUCUGACCACUUUUUUUUUA
This is a messenger RNA of Drosophila grimshawi, 2378 nucleotides long. Its product is annotated as transmembrane protein 47. The coding region runs from base 279 to 1121 and encodes 280 amino acids. Gene Ontology annotation, cellular component: membrane; cell-cell junction. The transcript has 6 exons. NCBI's taxonomy places the organism in Eukaryota, Metazoa, Arthropoda, Insecta, Diptera, Drosophilidae. Gene Ontology annotation, biological process: cell-cell adhesion. The record is from RefSeq and is a predicted model, not a curated record.